Messenger RNA from Cylicocyclus nassatus, 772 nucleotides. NCBI's taxonomy places the organism in Eukaryota, Metazoa, Nematoda, Chromadorea, Rhabditida, Strongylidae. The record is from the annotation of a GenBank genome assembly.
AACAGUUUGGAAUACUUGAACGUUUUUAUAAGAAGGUGAUUUGAAAUUAUACAUCCAUCCGCAGAGGUGCUUACAAAAAAAGCAUGCAUGAAUCGGACCAUUGCUCAAUAGAUUUCGUACUAUUACCAGAGAAGAAAUGCAAAAUUAUGAAAAUUUUGAGAUCACCAACAAUGUCUGGACAGCGGAAAUACUGCAAUAAGGAAAAAUACGCAGAAGAGGAAAAGCAGCAAGCACUGCUUUUGGUGAUACCACGUGAGGAUUCGAAUAAUACGUUUGUGACCACCAUGUCUCGACGUGUUGGCUCACGUGCAAACACCAUAGACACCAAGAUUGAUUGACUGAAAAGCUGGAGCACAAUGACGAGGCACAAACAAUGCGGAACCGGAACUCAUCAGUCGACAAUCGACAGAAUUCUUAAUUUUUUUUGUGGAGGUGACAUUUACUACUUUGAACGAAAGCACGAAUGCGCUACAAGCAUGGAGAUCAGAUGUUGUCCGCUGCUACUGGUAGCCAUGGAGAUGCUGACUCAGAUAUCUCCUUAUUAUGCCUCGCAAGGUUUGUCGACAGUAUUUAUUCAUUCUCGAGGGAUCAGCUUGACACCUCCACACUGCUCAAACGUUGGCAGCCUGGACCAACUUCUUAUCUAAGAGACUGGACUGACCGCAAUAAUCUACUUAACAUAAGUCUUUCUAAUAGCCGGAAAUGCAAUCAACAUCUCUAUACGCCGUUGGAGCAGUGUAUUUUCUUCUUAUUGCCAAUUUCUACAAUAUGA